AUGCCUUAUGCCAAUCAACCGAUUAUAAGAAUCAGUGAGUUGACAGACGAGAAUUUAAAGUUUAUUGUUGAAAAUACGGAUCUCAGGUAAAUAUCUUGAUUUUUACAAUGAUUGGUAUAUGAGUUUAUUGAAUUGACAUUGUUUAGGGCCCCACACCCCCUGUGGACAAUCUCCUGGUGAACUUAAGUAGGGUGAAGGAGAUAUCAGAUCUGGCUGCGUUCAUCUGGUAAUCCACCAGACAGCAGUGUACAAUAACCACAGAUUGUCGACGUCUCUGUUUUGCCUAUGUAUGCAUCAAUGCUGUCGCUAUGUGGCUAGCCAGUGUGCUUAUGACAGGCAUUCGCCCCCCCUGAAAAUAUUCAAAAUGGCGGCCAUCCAGGGGGGUAAAUGCCUCAUAAGUGCACUGGCUAGGAACACAGCGAGUUCAUUUUGAUGGCAUUGCUGCGGCUACGCUUUUUUGGCUGAGUCAGACUUCUGUAUUCUGUGGCCUAGUUGUCAACAGCUAUCUCCGCCCAGAACUUCAGCAGGUCCUCGGUAUGACGUUUAUGGAUAAACAGUGAACCAUGUCCUACCCUUGAAAUGGUGUUUUAUGUUGAAAUUAAACUAUUUAGACAAAUUCGAAUACAUUGCAACAGCAGUAAGAACUGAACUAACAAUUCUAUCUUUGAUUUCAGUAUGGCUAAUGCUUUACGGAGAAUAUUCAUUGCAGAAACACCAACGAUUGGUAAUAUAUGAAGAAUAUUAUGUCACUUUAUUUUUCAUCUUUAUUCUACUUUGUUAUGUGUAAAACAUGUAUUGAAACAUUAGGAGCGGAUGGCCUUAUUGAUUAAUAUUAAUGCUAAUAAUUUGUUUUGCCAGCCAUUGACUGGGUUCAAAUUGAAAAUAAUACAUCAGUUCUCCAUGAUGAGUUUAUUGCUCACAGAUUGG
Messenger RNA from Paramuricea clavata, 927 nucleotides. NCBI's taxonomy places the organism in Eukaryota, Metazoa, Cnidaria, Anthozoa, Malacalcyonacea, Plexauridae. The record is from the annotation of a GenBank genome assembly.